Messenger RNA from Archocentrus centrarchus (flier cichlid), 1029 nucleotides. RefSeq lists its product as uncharacterized. Gene Ontology annotation, biological process: response to bacterium. The record is from RefSeq and is a predicted model, not a curated record. The transcript has 5 exons. Lineage: Eukaryota; Metazoa; Chordata; Actinopteri; Cichliformes; Cichlidae. Bases 1 to 1029 code for a protein of 342 amino acids.
AUGACACCUCCCAGGUUUGUUUUGUGUCUGGCAUAUCUGACCUUGGCAAAUAUAGUUCGGUUGAGUAAUCAGAAUUUCUCUGCAUCUCAUCAGCAAGAGAGACAUUUUGUAUCAGCUAAUGUUGGUGAGAGUGUGACUUUACAAUGUUUCUAUGAAGCCAACGAUGCAACGAGGUUCUACUGGUACAAGCAAAGUCUGGGACAGAAACCACAGCUCAUCUCUACUCAGUAUGUAUUUAAAGAAAAUGGCACUUUUCAUGGUGAAUUCAAGAAUAAUCCACGCUUCAGCCUGGAUUCAAAAACAGGGACAAACCACUUGCAUAUAACAGACUUGCAAAUCUCAGAUGCAGGUAAUUACUACUGUGCAAGACGGGUUUCGUUAAUCCUGGAAUUUGCAGAAGGUACUACAGUCAGUGUAAAAGGUUCAGUUUUAAACAUCAAAGCUUUAGUCCAUCAGUCUGCAUCUGACACCAUCCAGCCAGGAGCCUCUGUGACUCUGGACUGUACAGUACACACUGGGACCUGUGAUGGAGAACACAGUGUUUACUGGUUUAAAGACUCUGAAGAAUCUUUCCCAGGACUCAUUUACACCCAUGGAGGUUGGAAUGAUCAGUGUGAGAGAAAACCUAACAAACAAUCAUACAACUGCACCUACAACUUGCCAAUGAACGUAUCUCAUGCUGGGACCUACUACUGCGCUGUUGCCUCAUGUGGACUCAUACUGUUCGGAGAAGGAACAACUCUGAAAUUCAGGGAAGAGAUUCAAUCUCAUUUUGUGGUGUAUAUCUUGAUUGGAGCACUGGCUUUCUUUUCCACCAUCAUUGCUUUUCUGAUUUUUCUUCUCUUCAAGAUGAGUAAAAGAAAAAGCUUCCAGUCAGAGCCUCAAGCAAACGUUUCUGCUCCCUCUGCAGAGCAUGUCCAUGAUGCAAACAACCUCCACUAUGCUUCCAUAAAUGUUAACAAACCCAGCAGGUCAAAGACACAGAGGAACAGCAAGAGUGAAUGUGUUUACUCCAGCGUGAAGCAGUAG